GACAGCUCAUUCAGCCUCUCGUCGGUCAGCCGGAGAGGCCCGUGUGACGUCGAUGCCACAACACGCCAUAGUUGAUGAAUGACGAGCUCCACCAAUCUGCUGUCUGAGCCGGUGACGCUCACUAAUCUGGAGAGGGUGGCUGAGCUGCACUGCGGCUCACGCAGCAGCGUGUGGGUGGUCCGCAACAGAAAGAACGACAGCCAACUGUUCGCACUCAAGGUGGGAAUUUCACACAGAAGGCCAGGGCUCUGGUCAUUGGCAGUGUGUGUGUGUGUGUGUGCAGGAGAUCUUUCUGGAUGAGUUGACGACGGCCAAGCAGGCCGAGCAUGUGUGGAAUGAGCGAAGGGCACUGGAGGAAACCACUGCUGCCAAUAUCAAGGGCAUCAACCACCUGUAAGUCACGCCGUGCGAAUGCACUAACACUCAUCUGUGCGUGUGUCUGUGUGUCCCGUGUAUAUGCAGUGUAUCCACAUUCAAGGAUCCCUCUGCAUUAUAUUUCUUGCUCGAGUACGUCCCUGGUGCGGCCCUCUUUACGCACAUUCGGUGCGAGAAGGGAUUCGACGUAGACAAAACCAGAUUCUACGCUGCAGAGGUGCGCACACACACUCAGCUGUAUGGAUCUCCUCUGCGAAGGAACGUGUGUGUGUGUGUGUGUGUGUGGCAGCUGGUGUUGAUACUUGAGCGGCUGCAUGGGUUGGGGUGGGUGUAUCGUGACCUCAAGGCGGCCAACGUGAUCGUCACGCGCACAGGCCACCUCAAGCUGGUGGACCUGGGCAUGGCCAAAAAGAUCCACAACAAGUAAGACCUAAAGGCGCACACCCACACGCACAUGGGUGCCCCCAUCUCUGUAGUGUGUGAAUGUCAGUCGCACUCAUUCGAUUUGCGGCACUCUCCACGCGAUGGCGCCCGAGAUGUUCGGGCAAGAGGUGGAUGCAGAUCGGUUAGGCGACGAUGAUGGCGAGGCUGCCGCUGCUGCCGGUGGGGCUGGGUAUGGCCUGGCUGUGGAUUGGUGGGGUUUGGGCGUCAUUGUCUAUGAGAUGAUCGUCGGGUAAGGAGCCCAUAGAGAGGAUGUGUGUGCCGCGUCCACUCCUAUCUGUGUAUGCUGUGUGGCUGCAGGGACGCCCCAUUUGGCUACCGUGACUUCGAGCAACAGGGGUACCUGAGCAUCCUGGCACAUACACACUCAGGCACCAACACACUGUGUCUGUCCGUGUGUCUGGGUGUCUGCAGUGAUGGUCCGUCAGGCCGCAUAGAGGAGUUGGCAAGGCGGUCGCCGGAAAGCAUUCGCUUCCCACCCCGAUGCAAGAUCGAUGCACACACAAGGGACUUCAUCACCAACCUGAUGCAGGUGAGGCGGGUGGCUCUGUGUUACGCAUGUGCCCAUGUGUCUUGCCGUCUGUCUACAGGCCGAUGAGACCAAGCGGCUGGGGUACAAUGGUGCGGCAGAGGUCAGAAAACACCCGUUCUUCCAGGUAAUGGCAGAACACACGUGUAUCUAUCGUUUGCACAGAUUCACGUGCGUUAGGGUUUCGUGUGGUCGUCCCUGACUGACCCGACUGCCGUGCCGCCAUUCGACAAGAAACUCGGGCACAACGAAGAGGUGCGUCGAUCAAACCACCAACCCGUUCACACUCUCGUGUUCCUGUCCGUGUACACGUGUCUAUACGUAUGUGUGUGUGUGUAUGUGUGCAGGGUGUGGCCGCUGAUGACGACAGCAGCUCCGACAGUGCCAGCAACAGGCGCAGCAGCCAGAAGACCACCGCGUCGCGGGAGGCGCAGGACAUAUUUGCCGACUUUUAGCUGCAUGCACUGGUGGGAUGACGUAAUGCGCAUGAUGCGCAUGAAAAAUCGGC
This is a messenger RNA of Vitrella brassicaformis, 1853 nucleotides long. NCBI's taxonomy places the organism in Eukaryota, Vitrellaceae. The record is from the annotation of a GenBank genome assembly.